Messenger RNA from Pungitius pungitius (ninespine stickleback), 1306 nucleotides. It is a transcript of the gene faxdc2, whose product is annotated as fatty acid hydroxylase domain containing 2. Gene Ontology annotation, cellular component: endoplasmic reticulum membrane. NCBI's taxonomy places the organism in Eukaryota, Metazoa, Chordata, Actinopteri, Perciformes, Gasterosteidae. Gene Ontology annotation, molecular function: iron ion binding; C-4 methylsterol oxidase activity. The transcript has 9 exons. The coding region runs from base 60 to 1085 and encodes 341 amino acids. Gene Ontology annotation, biological process: sterol biosynthetic process. The record is from RefSeq and is a predicted model, not a curated record.
CGUCGUCGUAAAUACAAGGCGAGAGUCGGCGGCGGCUCAGAGGCGCAGCGCGACGGAACAUGACACCGGAGAGCAGAACCGGCGACCUGAGGGGCGUGGCCUCAGCCAGCAGACAGGAGGAGGCUCCUGGAGGACUCUGGGACUCGGUGAAGAAGGCCGCCGUGGUCAUCGGGUCGGGCAUCUUGUUCCUGGCGGCGUUCGGGAACUCGCUGACAUGGCACCUGCAGAGGUUCUGGGGAGCUUCAGGAGACUUCUGGCAGGACUUGUGGACCAAGCUGCACGUGACCUUCGAGGGUCAUCACACGGCGUUGUUCUACUUGGGGACGAUGCUGGUCCCCACUCUGGCCUUCUGGGGGGCCAACGCUCUGCUGCUGCUGGUGGACACCACCGGGAAACCUGCCUUCAUCACCCGCUACCGCAUCCAGGUGGACAAGAACAACCCGGUGGAUAAACAGAAGCUCAUCCACGCCUUGAAGACCGUCCUCUUCAACCACCUGUGCAUCUCGGGGCCCAUGUUGGUGGGGGCCUACCAGCUGAUGACCUUGAGGGGCGACCCCUGUGACCCCCAGCUGCCCACCUUCCACCGGGCCCUGAUGGAGCUGGCCUUCUUCUCCAUCCUGGAGGAGCUCAUCUUCUACUACUCCCACAGGCUGUUCCAUCAGCCCGGCCUCUACAAGCGCUUCCACAAGCAGCACCACGAGUGGACGGCCCCCAUCGGCAUCGUGUGCAUCUACGCUCACCCCCUGGAGCACAUUAUCUCCAACAUGCUGCCGGUGAUCCUGGGCCCCGUGGUCCUGGCCUCCCACAUGACCACCACCUGCCUGUGGCUGUGCACGGCCCUCAUCAGCACCACCAUCUCGCACUGCGGGUACCACCUCCCCUUCCUGCCCUCCCCCGAGUUCCACGACUUCCACCACCUGCGGUUCAACCAGUGCUUCGGGGUCUUCGGGGUUCUGGACCGGCUCCACGGCACCGACGCCAAGUUCCGCCUGACGAAGCAGUACGAGCGCCACUCGCUGCUGACGGGCCUCACGCCGCUGAGAGACAGCAUCCCCGACACGCCCACCAAGGGGCGCGACCUUUGACCCCCCCGCUUUGAAUCUGGAACCGACAGCUGAUCGAAUCCAACAGAAGUCUGAAGACGUGUUGCACUAAUUUCAGCUUUUAAUCGAUUGUUUUAACGUUAUUGUAAUAAAGAAAUGAUUGUUGUAAUAACUGAUGUCAUCCAAACGUCUUCAUUAGAAGACGCACUUUACUCAGGACCAACGUCCAAAGUAAACAAUGUAAAAUAAACUUUAAAAGUUAA